UCCUGAGAAGAACAAGGAGCCAUUGAAGGGUUCUACUGAGGGGAGUGGCAAAAUCAGAUUUAGAAUGAUCACCCUGGCUGCGGCCUGAAGAGCUGGCUGGAGCAGAAGCAAGACUGAGUCAGUGCGCAGACUGCUGAUUGACAGGUUAUAAAACAUGGAGGCUGGCUCCGUGGUUCGAGCCAUCUUUGACUUCUGCCCAAGUGUAUCAGAAGAGCUGCCGCUCUUUGUGGGAGAUAUUAUUGAAGUGUUGGCAGUGGUGGAUGAAUUUUGGCUUCUAGGAAAGAAAGAGGAUGUGACAGGACAGUUUCCCAGCAGUUUUGUGGAAAUUGUGACCAUUCCCAGUCUAAAAGAGGGAGAGAGGCUGUUUGUCUGUAUCUGUGAAUUUACAUCCCAAGAAUUGAACAAUCUCCCCCUUCAUCGAGGCGACCUAGUGAUUCUUGAUGGCGCUGUCACGGCUGGCUGGCUGCAGGGCCGAAGCUGCUGGGGUGCCCGGGGCUUCUUCCCAUCCUCGUGUGUUCGGGAGCUCAGCCUGUCUUCACAAAGCCGGCACUGGCACUCACAGAGUGCCCUGCUCCAGAUUCCUGAAUAUUCCAUGGGACAAGCCCGGGCGCUGAUGGGGCUUUCUGCCCAGCUGGAUGAGGAGCUGGACUUCAGAGAAGGGGAUGUGAUCACCAUUGUUGGAGUUCCUGAACCAGGCUGGUUUGAAGGGGAGUUAGAGGGUCGAAGAGGCAUUUUUCCAGAAGGUUUUGUAGAACUUUUGGGUCCCCUGAGGACUGUGGAUGAGUCGGUGAGUUCUGGAAAUCAUGAUGACUGCGUUAUUAAUGGUGAAGUAGAUACCCCUACAGGAGAAGAAGAAGGAGGGCCGGAAGAGGAUGACGAGCAGCCAGGGACCUAUGGAAUUGCCCUCUACAGAUUCCAAGCCCUGGAACCGAAUGAGCUGGAUUUUGAGGUAGGCGAUAAAAUCCGAAUUCUGGGGACUCUAGAAGAUGGCUGGCUAGAAGGAUCCCUGAAGGGCAGGACAGGCAUCUUUCCUUAUCGGUUUGUGAAGUUAUGUCCUGAAACAACGGUGGAGGAAACCAUGGAUCUGCCACAGGAAGGCAUCCCCGAAACUUCUUUGGAUGAAUCAGAGAACUCCUCAGUAGCGGAGGAAAAAGGACAUGAGUCUAGUGAGUGUGAAGCAGAGGAGUCCAACUGUGUUAUUUCUGAAACAUCCACUUCUCCCCCAGAUCAUCUGGCUUCUGAGUAUGAAGUAAACAAAAACCCUUAUUGGGAUGAGGGCACCUCAGGAGGUCCCCAGAGAAGCCCAGGUGUGGGGCACGAAGAGCUUCUUGCUGAAGACUCUUCCAUGAAGGAUCCUUCAGAGGUAGUCAAUGGUGUUUCCUCCCAACCUCAGAUACCUUUUCAUCCCAGAUUGCAGGAAAACCAGUAUUAUUCUACAGUAGGAGGGAGCCACGCAAGCUCAGAGCAGUACUCUGACCUUGUUCCUCUAGAAGCCAGGACUAGAGACUACUCCAGCCUACCUCCUAGAGGAACGUACUCCCAGCCAAAAACCAUUCAGAAGCCCGUGCGUCCUCUUCACAGUGACUCUUCUCUUUCAGCCUCUAGGGUAGUCAGACCCAGCCAGUUGAGGCCUCAGCUCCAGGGCAUGGCAAGGUGUGCUAAAAAGCACCACACAUCCAAAGGAAAUGCUUCCAGCUUUAGCUCUGCAUCAGGGAGAUCAGAGAUGAAGCCUGGUCUGCAAGACAAGGAGCCCGCUGUAGAAGCAACGGCGCUUUCCCAGGGAGACGGCAACAUUGACCUGGACUCUAAGUUGACACAACAGCUGAUCGAGUUUGAGAAGAGCUUGUCAGGGCCCGGCACAGAAGCAGAUAACAUUUUGCGCCACUUUUCAAUCAUGGACUUUAACUCCGAGAAGGAUAUUGUCCGAGGUUCCUCAAAGCUAAUCACGCAGCAGGAGCUGCCUGAGAGGAGAAAGGCCCUAAGGCCACCACCACCCCGUCCCUGUACUCCAGCAUCCCCUUCUUCCCGUUUGCUGGUGGACCAGAACCUGAAACCUGAACCACCCUUGGCAGUGCGACCCUCUCGCCCAGCUCCCCUGCCCCCCACGGCACAGCAGAGAAUGAGCGCAGCACCCUCCAAGCUCCUACCCUGUAACCAUCCUAGCUGUGAGACCUUGGAGAAGGAGAGCCCUGGGAAUAUGGAGGAGACUUUGGACCAGACCUCCCCGUGUCCCUUAGUAUUGGUGAGGAUUCAGGAAAUGGAACAGGACUUGGAUAUGUAUGGCAGGGCUCAGGAAGAGCUAAACCUAAUGCUGGAGGAGAAGCAAGAGGAAUCAUUAAGGGCAGAGACCCUUGAGAAUCUUGAGUUCUACGAGAGUAACAUCGAGAGUUUGAAUAUGGAACUCCAGCAACUUAGAGAAAUGACGCUCCUCUCCUCCCAGUCUUCAUCACUGGUGGCCCCUUCUGGGUCUGGGUCCACUGAAAACCCAGAGCAGAGGAUGCUGGAGAAGAGAGCCAAGGUGGUAGAAGAACUUCUUCAGACAGAAAGAGACUACAUUCGGGAUCUGGAAAUGUGUAUUGAGCGGAUCAUGGUACCCCUGCAGCAGGCCCAGGUACCAAACAUUGAUUUUGAGGGAGUUUUUGGAAAUAUGCAGAUGGUGAUUAAGAUCUCAAAGCAAUUAUUGGCCGAUCUGGAAAUCAGCAAUGCUGUAGGACCUGUGUUUCUUGAUCACCGGGUUGAGCUUGAGGAAACAUACAAAGUUUACUGUCAGAAUCAUGAUGAGGCCAUUUCACUGCUGGAAAUCUAUGAGAAGGAUGAGAAGAUCCAGAAGCAUCUUCAAGACUCCUUGGCAGAUCUUAAAAGCCUGUACAACAAAUGGGGGUGCACAAAUUAUAUUAACCUGGGCUCCUUCCUCAUCAAGCCAGUGCAGAGAAUAAUGCGUUACCCACUCCUGCUGAUGGAGUUGCUGAAUUCCACCCCCGAAUCCCACCCGGAUAAAGUGCCUUUAACCAGUGCAGUCCUUGCAGUCAAGGAAAUCAACGUUAACAUUAACGAGUAUAAACGUCGAAAGGACCUGGUCCUCAAGUACCGGAAGGGUGAUGAAGAUAGCCUCAGGGAGAAAAUUUCCAAACUGAACAUCCACUCCAUCAUCAAGAAAUCCAACCGAGUGAGCAGUCACCUGAAGCACCUCACUGGCUUUGCUCCACAGAUAAAAGAUGAAGCAUUUGAAGAAACAGAAAAAAACUUCCGAAUGCAAGAAAGAUUGAUCAAAUCUUUUAUCCGAGACCUGUCUCUCUACCUCCAGCAUAUCCGGGAAUCGGCAUGUGUGAAAGUGGUGGCUGCCAUGAGCAUGUGGGACGUGUGCAUGGAGAAGGGACACCGAGACCUGGAACAGUUCGAGAAGGUGCAUCGCUACAUCAGCGAUCAGCUCUUCACAAAUUUCAAGGAGAGGACAGAGCGGCUUGUCAUCUCUCCCCUCAAUCAGUUACUGAGCAUGUUUACAGGGCCCCACAAGCUGGUACAGAAACGCUUUGACAAGCUGCUGGACUUCUAUAACUGUACAGAACGGGCAGAGAAGUUAAAGGACAAGAAGACCCUGGAGGAGCUGCAGUCAGCCCGGAACAACUACGAGGCCCUGAACGCCCAGCUGCUGGAUGAGCUGCCCAAGUUCCACCAGUUGGCCCAGGGCCUCUUCACCAACUGCAUCCACGGCUAUGCCGAGGCCCACUGUGACUUUGUGCGCCAGGCCCUGGAGCAGUUAAAGCCGCUGCUUUCAUUACUUAAAGUUGCCGGCAAGGAGGGAAACCUUAUCGCCAUCUUCCAUGAAGAGCACAGCAGGGUCCUGCAGCAGCUCCAGGUUUUCACCUUCUUCCCCGAGUCCCUUCCAGCCACCAAAAGGCCGUUUGAGAGGAAAACUGUGGACCGCCAGUCUGCCCGAAAGCCACUCCUGGGCCUGCCAAGUUAUAUGCUGCAGUCGGAAGAACUCCGCGCCUCCCUGCUGGCAAGGUAUCCCCCUGAAAAACUCUUCCAGGCAGAACGGAACUUCAAUGCUGCUCAAGACUUGGACGUCUCACUUCUGGAAGGCGACCUGGUGGGUGUGAUCAAAAAGAAAGACCCCAUGGGCAGUCAGAACCGCUGGCUCAUUGACAAUGGAGUCACCAAAGGCUUCGUGUACAGCUCCUUCCUGAAGCCCUACAAUGCCCGGCGCAGCCACUCUGACGUCUCCGUAGGCAGCCAUUCCUCCACCGAGUCCGAGCACAGCGGCUCCUCCCCCAGAUUCCCACGGCAGAACAGCAGCAGCACCUUGACCUUCAACCCCAGCAGCAUGGCUGUGUCCUUUACCUCGGGGUCUUGCCAGAAACAGCCUCAAGAUGCAUCUUCAUUGAAGGAAUUUGACCAAGGAGCGCUCAGUGCCUCCUUAAACUUGGGUAGUUCAGAGAGCGGUCCUUCCAGAUGCCCUUCAGACCCAGACUUUACCUCCCAGCCCAGGCCCUGGGACUCUGUAGAUGGGGCCCGAGACGUUAACCAGCCUGCCCCCACCCCGAGGAGCUACCGAAACUCCAGGCAUCCAGAAAUGGUUGGUUACUCCACACCAGGGCGAAAUGGGCAGGGUAAAGACCUUGUGAAAGGAUGUCCAAGAACAGCCCAGGCUCUGGAGAACAAAAACGAAGAGCCAGAAAGCAGUGAGGCAGAAGGCAACCAGGUCUAUUUUGCUGUCUAUACCUUCAAGGCACGGAACCCAAAUGAACUGAGUGUGUCAGCCAAUCAGAGGCUCAAGAUCCUAGAAUUUAAAGAUGUUAUGGGAAAUAGAGAGUGGUGGUUAGCCGAAGUUAAUGGGAAGAAGGGCUAUGUUCCAUCCAAUUAUAUCCGCAAAGCUGAGUACACCUGAACCUGUUCUGCCUCCACUCAGCCUUGCUGCCUUCACUUCCUUCUGCUGAAGGGUUCUGGUGGUCCACUGAGAGGGCACCUGCUCUGGAGACACGGGCCCUGUCUGC
This is a messenger RNA of Diceros bicornis minor, 4994 nucleotides long. It is a transcript of the gene DNMBP, whose product is annotated as dynamin binding protein. Bases 155 to 4888 code for a protein of 1577 amino acids. Lineage: Eukaryota; Metazoa; Chordata; Mammalia; Perissodactyla; Rhinocerotidae. Gene Ontology annotation, molecular function: protein binding; guanyl-nucleotide exchange factor activity. Gene Ontology annotation, biological process: intracellular signal transduction. The transcript has 17 exons. Gene Ontology annotation, cellular component: cytoplasm. The record is from RefSeq and is a predicted model, not a curated record.